AUGGAUCUGGACGAUAAAUUUCGCCGAAUGUUUACACUUUCCAACUUCAACUCCUUUGCCGAGCUCAGUACCAGCGUGAAGCAGUUUGAACAGGUACAUCAUUAUUUCCCACCCAUUCCAGCCAAAAGGAAACCGGCUCGGUGUUUCGCUUUCGCGUCUCCCAUCGCUAUUCACCUCACGACCCGGAAGCCAAACGUCUAGUGUACAAGCGCUUCAGCUACGUCUGUAUUCACUACGGUACCUACGAGAGUCGAGCACGUCCCCAGUGCAAACGCAGGUGUCCGUCUACUUCAUCCGUGGUUUUAACCUCGUUUCUGUAGAACUCUUCGCAGUGGAUGUCCGGCCUAUUUCGAGGUGCGCGGCUCGGCAGCCGGUUUGCAGAUCAUUCGCUACAGCAUGUUGCACAAUCACGCAGUGACGGUUGGUGCUCCCAACAUCUAUCCUAGCCAGCGCCGACUGACUGCUAGCGAAAAGAGCACUGUGAGGGAGCUCAUUCGGGCAAAGGCAAGCAAUCAGGUCCUGCGGGAUUUCAUAAGAGGUAGGAGCGUCAGUCUUUGGCUGUUUCCUGAAUAACCGCAGUCUAGACAACUUUCAGAAGGCCUACGAACUCUCCGACAUUCGCCAACUGCGCUAUCGACUCACUCACCCACACGAGAUGAAUCAGACCGCAGUGGAGCCUAAUGUCCCCAACGCUGAGUCCACCGACAUCUGUCAGGCCAACUCGUUCGGUGAAGUUGUUCGUUGCCGGGAUCUUGGCGAAUCCCCGACAGGUUUGUGGACGCCUUUUCCCUGAUUAUUUAUAGAAUUUGAGCGGGCCAGUUUGGAUCAAAGGAAAAGACUCGCUCUUGAGGAGGUUGUUCUGAGGCUGAAAAGCGUCUUCCGGAAGUCCGAUGCAGCUGCCCUGCCAGACCUACUGAAAUCAUGUGAUGCCUGGUUAAAUAGCAUUGAGCGCCAGGUUAGCUCGCGCCCUCAGUCUCUGUCGCACUCGAAAUGCACCUGCAGGCGCGAGACGCUAGGUUGGUUUCCCCGCGCGCUGCCCUCAAUCGCCAGAGCAGCUUCGUUCGACUGUGAGGACUCGAACUCAAAUGGCCACUUUUCUGAACUUCCCACAAGUGAAGUGGAUUUAGGAGACUUCCUACAGCAGGAGGAGGACGAGGGCGGUAGUUCUUCGGCACCGUCUGGAGCAAGAUCCUCCUCACAACCUUGA
Spirometra erinaceieuropaei is the source of this 1207-nucleotide messenger RNA. NCBI's taxonomy places the organism in Eukaryota, Metazoa, Platyhelminthes, Cestoda, Diphyllobothriidea, Diphyllobothriidae. The record is from the annotation of a GenBank genome assembly.